Physella acuta is the source of this 1438-nucleotide messenger RNA. Its product is annotated as protein FAM219A. The record is from RefSeq and is a predicted model, not a curated record. Lineage: Eukaryota; Metazoa; Mollusca; Gastropoda; Physidae.
ACAAAGCAUAAUCAAACAUGUCAAUAAUAACAAAAAUUGUUUGAACACAGGUGUAGCGUAAAUUAAAAAAUAAAUGGAACACAUAGAAGACAGUGGGAUCGACAGCGACCAGAAAUCACAUCAGAAUGGUUACCAACCAGUACAAUCCAAUAUGAAACCUUCAUUCAAAAGCUUGAAAAAAACUUCUGAAUUGCAGAAAAAAAUUGAGCGUCAGAGAGACAUGGCAAGAAGAUCUGUAACUUCUCCAGUUGUUGACCAGCAGCCAAGAAAGUCAAGUUUUGUUUCUCGCUCAAGACUCACUGUGCCAAUAACUAAUAGCAGAGUAACACAAAAGGAUUUAGAUCAGGCUGGCUCCUCAACAGAUCAACAACCCUUGGUAGCUAUUGUGUCAGAUGAAAGUGAGGAAGACGAGUUUGAUGUUCCCCGGCUGCCUAAAGCUGCUCAUAAAGAAAUUACUGAACAGUUGAUCAAAGAUGGAUAUAAUUUAGACCUUGAGCCUGAUGAUGAAGAUCUUGACCUUAUACCACCUCGUCCUUUAAAUGAAAGAUGUUCAUGUUGCAACUCACCCAAAACAUGUACUGUUCAAUAGCAUAUUUUAGGGCUGAUUUGUAAAAUACAAAUGUGGAAUAUUUUAUGAAAUUGUCAUCUGAUAAAUAUGUGUGAUAAAUAAUUUUUAGGGUGUCUUAACUUUCAGUUCUGUUAUUCAAUGUUAACGAAAUUGCAAGUAUUUUUUUUUUUAGCAUUUUCAGUUCUGAUUAGUUUAAAAUUAUUAUAUACUUAUAUUUCUUGAUAUCCCCAUGAUUCUUGUACAUUCCUGUCAUAAUAAUCUAGUCAUUUGGCAAUGCCUUAUAUGCCAUUCAUAAGCAUUUCAUCAAACUUGUUAUGUGGUCCCCCAAUUAAAAAAAUAGCGAAUUAAGUGAAUAUUUUAGCCUCAGGUUAAAAUGAUUCUAGCAGUGGUAUUUUUAAUAUAACUUGUAAGGUUUUUAAUGCAUGUAUUGAAUAAAAAUGUUAGAGGUGGCAGACAACUGAUACAUACUUACUUGUCAAAGACUCUAUUUUACUGUGUGACUAACCAGAAGCUUUAAAAAUUAAGGCAUAAUCUGGUGGUGUUAAUAGUUUAUUUUAUUUCCACAAGGUUAUUUUAUCUCAUAUCUGCAAAUAGAUCUUUCUACUUUAAAAAAUGUAUGUUUGGUAAGUUUUUGUUAUUUGCAUUUUGCAAAAAUUACACUUUUAAAUGGUGAUGGGAUUUGUAAAUAAGUAACCCUAUUUGACUGUUCACUACUCAUGUUUUAAUAUGACAAAAUGAUUUAAAAGCUUUAGGUUUUAGUGCAAUAGUGUGUAUUAAUGUUUAUUUCUUAGGGAAAAAAAUAUGCAUGUUUUACUAAAACAUAUUGUCCGGUGUCAUACAACACGAUUGUUUCACUGUUUUAGUAUAUAU